Messenger RNA from Schistosoma mattheei, 1017 nucleotides. The record is from the annotation of a GenBank genome assembly. Lineage: Eukaryota; Metazoa; Platyhelminthes; Trematoda; Strigeidida; Schistosomatidae.
AUGCUGGUUAGGAUUACAUCAUGUGGUGCAGAUAUCCCGGAAUACAGUAGCGCUUAUUACAAACAAGUUGACCCAUUUGAACAUUCAGGAAGGUGUUCUCUACUGAAUACCAACUUUCCGAACUUCUUCCACUCUAUGACAGUUGAUAGUCUAGAGUGCAGCAUAUGCUUGCAAAACCUUGUUCAUCCUGCUCAAUUACCAUGUGGUCAUAUAUUUUGCUUUUUGUGCAUUAAAGGUUGUGCCUUUCACAGGCGAAAAUGUCCUAUGUGCCGCAGUAGAUUCUCGUCGCGUUUUUUCGAUGAUCCCAAGUUAAUAAAUGUUUGCGAUCUACGUGAAAAUGAUCAAGAUAAAUUAAGUCACAUUGUUGACUUAUGUGAACGCUUGUCAACUUUACCUCAAUCAGUCAAUGAUUCAUACUCUAGUGAAUUACCAAGUUAUUCUUGGUUCUAUGAAGGUUUUCAAGGUUGGUGGCAAUACGAUGAACGUACUUGUAAUGAGUUGGAGAAUGCAUUUAAUAGGCAAUUAUCGUCAUAUGAAUUGACUAUUGCAGGUUAUGUAUACAGUAUAGAUUUGAAAAAUAUGACUCAGAUCCGGAAAGAUCGUUCUGGUCGUUUGCGUCGAAUUAAACGGGACUUGCUAACCUGUGAAAAGAAGGGUGUAGCUGGAAUAAAAAUGUCCUCAAUUCAAUCAUCUAGCAAUAGUACAACAUCAGUGUGUAAACAGUUAGAAAUUGAGGAAGCGACUCAUUCCAAUUCUAAUGAAGUUAAUGGGGGUUCAAUGAAUAAUCCGUCUUCCAACUUACCGUGUUCACAAUCCUCCAACAAUGGCUGUUUAGAAAGUGAUAGAUCAGAAGCUAAGCAACUAGUAAGUGCAAGCCGGUCAAGUACACCAUAUUUAUCUGGAGAUGAAUGUGUUUCCAACUACUCACUAAAUCCUUCUGGAUCUCGUAAUCAACGUAAUCCAAGUCCUUCUACGUCAGGAGAAUCAUUGCGCCAUCACAAUCGUAAACGUUCUUAA